Molecule: messenger RNA, 897 nt
Organism: Aspergillus calidoustus
Lineage: Eukaryota; Fungi; Ascomycota; Eurotiomycetes; Eurotiales; Aspergillaceae
Source: the annotation of a GenBank genome assembly
AUGCUUUCCCGUCGAGUCGACCGCGAAUCAUACUACAACUACGACCCCUCGGUGGGCGCUGCCAUUGUCUUUGCGGUUUUAUAUGGAGCUGCCUUCGUCGGGACCGUUGUACAAUGGAUUCGCUUUAGGCCUGUGGUCUGGCUCGUCAUGGUGAUUUCUGCAGCUAUGGAAGCAGUCGGCUACAUCGCUCGCUGCAUAUCGACCCGCGACGUAUCCGCCCGCACAGUCUACGUCCUCCAGUUCGCGCUCCUAAUCCUCGCCCCGGUCCUCAUGGCCGGUGCCCUCUACGUCCUCUUCGGCCGCAUCAUCUUCCUCGUCGUGCCGAAAGAGCAACGCACCUUCAAGAUCUGCUGGGUACCUCCACGCUGGGUUACUCCCAUCUUCGUCGGCUUCGACAUCUUCGCGCUCUUCCUGCAACUUGUCGGUGCAGUCAUGAUCACAUCGGGCAAUGGAAGCAGCCAAGAUGACAUCGACACCUUUAACCGCGGCCGCAAUCUGGCGCUUGCGGGUGUCAUUGUCCAGAUCGUCGCGUUUGGGAUCUUCACGAUUGCCGCCGUGCGGUUCAAUUUUACCUCGAAGAGAUUUGCGUCCGGGGCGCCGGAGCCGCUCUAUGGGGCUGAUGAGUUUGCCAUGGCCGUGCAGGAUAAGCCGAGAAAGGCGAACUGGCCUGUAUUGCUGCGUGUCGUGAACAUUUCGACUGCUAUGAUUCUUAUCCGAUCCAUCUUCCGCAUGGUCGAAUUCACAGAAGGCCACGGCGGCUACAUCAACAACCAUGAGUGGCCCUUCUACGUCUUCGACACCGUCCCGAUCUUCCCUGUUGUUGCGCUCUUCGUCUGGUGGCAUCCGAGCGAAUACCUUCCGUACCUGGGCUUCCGGCUGCCGAAGCAUGCGCGGUAG